Anopheles funestus (African malaria mosquito) is the source of this 1067-nucleotide messenger RNA. RefSeq names its product protein snakeskin (gene Ssk). Lineage: Eukaryota; Metazoa; Arthropoda; Insecta; Diptera; Culicidae. The transcript has 4 exons. Gene Ontology annotation, biological process: septate junction assembly. The record is from RefSeq and is a predicted model, not a curated record. Bases 254 to 727 code for a protein of 157 amino acids.
AAACGUACCCACUCGACUGAUAAGCAGGUGGUAUUGGUGGUACACUGAUAUCGGAUACCGAAAUGCGGUUACGAGUAUCGGCCACCAGUCAGAAUCAAUUCAACCGCUUUAUCCGACGGAAGGAACUGCGUCUGUCCUGCCUAGAGAGGAGCUAUCGAACCAACCGCAGAAUCGAGGUUACGCUACAGGUGUCGCAAUAACAAGUGACCAUCGUGGUGCAUCGCUAUCGUACGCAGCUAUCCCACGCUUCAAAAUGGUUUCCGCGGAAACAAUCGGUUCCAUUUUUAUAAAAGUGUUCAAAGUGGUCAUCAACAUUGUAGUGCUGAUCAUUUACCGAACAGGCUAUGGAGGAGAUUUCCUCGGUAUUGGUGGCACUUGGAACCUGAAUGAAGAGAAAAGUCCCGAUGCGGAAAUCGUCGCUUCCGGUGUGUUCGUGGGUUUCAUCAUCUAUACCGGGGUGCAGCUGCUGACGUUUGGUUUCGGCACCACCAAACACAAGUACGAGCUUUCCGACACGAUCAUGAAUGUGGUCGGUACGUUCAUGUGGGUAGCUGUCGGUGGUACUGCUCUACACUACUGGCACGGUUACCUGGCUGAACACGACUUCGAGAACAUCACUUCCGAGCGAACGGCUGGACUGGCAUUAGGCGCACUGUGUGUUAUCAACGGAGCCCUCUAUUUGGCAGAUUCUGUGCUUGCCUUCAUUCACUACACUAAAUACGCCUAAGUUAAGAUGCACCUUAAGUGAACAUUGCUGACAUUGUUUAGAAUGUAGUGUGAGUAUGAUUAGCGAGACUAAGGUACUAAUUUUAGGUACUCCGUAAUUUUCAACACUGGUUACUGUAACUGAAGUUUUGUUUUUACGGAGGUACAUAUGUAUGUUUUAAGAAACGUGUUUUUGUUUUAAUACAGCUCUAUGCUUCUCCCCUAUUGUACGUUCUUUUAAACACACUUGUCGAAUUUGCGAAAUCGACAACAAGCCUUAUCAAACGUUGUUAAAGUUCUUGCUACCAUCAACCAAACAAAUAAAGAGGUAAAAACUUACCAUCGAAACUCAUCAUCACUAA